Molecule: messenger RNA, 5315 nt
Organism: Rhinichthys klamathensis goyatoka
Lineage: Eukaryota; Metazoa; Chordata; Actinopteri; Cypriniformes; Leuciscidae
Gene: abcc9
Product: ATP-binding cassette, sub-family C (CFTR/MRP), member 9
Exons: 42
Coding region: 428-5179 (1583 amino acids)
Biological process (GO): potassium ion transport; transmembrane transport
Cellular component (GO): membrane
Molecular function (GO): ATP binding; sulfonylurea receptor activity; ATP hydrolysis activity
Source: RefSeq, a predicted model, not a curated record
GGUAUGGUCCCGUUAUUCUUAAUGUGACCUACAUCAGGAGGAGACACGCUCGUGCACGGGCAUCCCUCCUUUAUAUCUGACGCCAUAGCAACGCUAUGCCGAAGCCCUGAUGCGCGCUUUCUUCAAUACCGAAAGGACACGGAGAUACAACAACCAUCGGGUUCAGUGUCUAUCUGAUGUCGGAGAGGGUUUACGGCAAGUGUCGAUGACAAAAACUACAAUCGGAGGCAUCUAGGACGGUCCAUAUUCAUGCCAACAUUCCUGUUCAAGUUUGGAAAUACGAUCCAAGAGCAAGAGGGAGAGCGAGACCAUGAGCAGCUGAUACUCCGCUGCUAAAAAUAAUAUUCCCUGUGAAUUACUCUCUCUAACACCAGGCAACGGGCAUGAAAAGCUGCUAAAGCAGAGCAAUAACUCCGACACAGGUGACAUGGCCUUGUCUUUCUGUGGGAACGACAGGGGUAGUAAUGCCUACAGUGUGGACAAUGGAGUCCUGGACAACGGCUGCUUCGUGGAUGCCCUCAACCUCGUCCCUCAUGUAUUUCUUCUCUUCAUCACCUUCCCUAUCCUCUUCAUUGGCUGGGGUAGCCAGAGUUCAAAAGUGCAGAUCCACCAUAACACCUGGCUGCACUUCCCAGGCCACAACCUGCGCUGGAUCCUCACCUUCACACUGCUGUUUGUGCACGUGUGCGAGAUCGCAGAGGGAAUCGUCUCCAAUACGCAGAUGGAGUCCAAUCACUUGCACCUCUUCAUGCCAGCGCUGAUGGGCUUCAUAGCGGCCACGACAUCAGUCGUAUAUUAUCACAAUAUAGAAACAGCCAAUUUCCCCAAACUGCUGCUUGCUUUAUUUAUUUACUGGAUUCUGGCUUUCAUCACCAAGAUGAUAAAGUUAUGGAAGUUUGCAGAGGCGAGCUUGGGGGUGCAACAUCUCCGUUUCUGUAUCACAGCUUUGCUCGUGGUCCUGUACGGCCUGCUCAUGGCUGUCGAGAUCAACGUUAUCAGAGUCAGAAAGUACGUGUUCUUUGCAAACCCCCAGAGGGUGAAGCCCCCAGAAGACUUGCAGGACUUGGGCGUCCGAUUCCUCCAGCCAUUCGUCAACCUCCUCUCCAAGGCAACAUAUUGGUGGAUGAACCCGCUCAUCAUUGGAGCCCAUAAGAGACCCAUUGAGCUGAAGAAGAUUGGCAAACUUCCUAUCGCAAUGAGGGCCUUGACCAACUAUCUGCGUCUGAAGGAUUCCUAUGAGGAACAGAGGCAGAACACAGAGGACCCAGAAAAAUCCCCAUCCAUCUGGAAAUCCAUGUACCGGGCCUUUGGGGGGUCAAUCCUCCUCAGCAGCACCUUCCGGUACAUGGCAGACCUGCUGGGCUUUGCCGGGCCACUCUGCAUCUCUGGGAUUGUGGAACACCUGAAUAACUCAACAGAGAUUGACAAGACGAAUAAGACAGGGAACAUGACUUUCGGGGUUUACUUCAUGUCUUCCACUGAGCUGCUGCAGAAUACGUCGGUUCUAGCUGUUCUGCUGUUCCUGGCACUCGUGCUGCAGAGAACAUUCCUGCAGGCCUCCUACUACGUCACAAUAGAAACCGGCAUUAACCUGCGCGGGGCACUGCUUGCGAUGAUCUACAAUAAAAUACUGCGUCUCUCUACAUCAAACAUGUCCAUGGGAGAGAUGACGCUCGGCCAGAUCAACAAUCUUGUUGCCAUAGAAACCAAUCAGCUCAUGUGGUUUCUCUUCUUAUGCCCCAACCUGUGGGCCAUGCCAGUUCAGAUCAUUAUGGGGGUGAUCCUGCUAUAUUAUCUGUUGGGUGACAGCGCGUUGAUAGGGGCCGGUGUCAUUUUGCUGCUUGCCCCGGUUCAGUACCUCAUCGCUACCAAGUUGGCAGACACACAGAAGAGCACGCUGGACUACUCGACAGACCGUCUUAAAAAGACGACGGAGAUCUUGAAAGGAAUAAAGCUCCUGAAGCUCUAUGCAUGGGAGAACAUCUUCUGUGACCGUGUGGAAGAGACCCGUGGAAAAGAGCUGACCAGUCUCAAGACUUUCGCCCUCUACACAUCAAUGUCCAUAUUUUUGAAUGCCGCCAUCCCCAUUGCUGCAGUUUUGGCGACCUUUGUCACACACGCCUAUAUUGAAGAGGUCAGGCUCAGUCCAGCUAAGGCGUUUGCCUCUUUGGCUCUAUUCCACAUUCUGGUCACGCCACUCUUCCUGUUGUCCACGGUGGUCAGGUUUGCCGUCAAGGCCCUUGUUAGUGUACAGAAGCUCAGCGAGUUCCUGCAAAGUGACGAGAUUGGAGAUGACAGCUGGAGAAACGGAGAUAUGUCCAUGCCUCUAGAGGUCGGAAAGAAAUACAAAUACCAAGGGGAUACAAAGGCGAUCAACAGGAAGGGGCGCUAUCGCAUGGAUAACUACGAGCAGCCCAUGCGCAGGCAGCUGCGGCCCACGGAGACAGAAGAUGUCGCUGUACAGGUAAAUGAUGGUUUCUUCACAUGGGGAAGCAACUUGUCGACGUUGUCGGAUAUCAACAUCCGAAUCCCUACAGGUCAGCUGACCAUGAUUGUGGGCCAGGUGGGUUGUGGGAAAUCCUCCCUGCUAUUGGCUAUGCUGGGGGAGAUGCAGACGAUCAGUGGAAAAGUCUUCUGGAGCAAGAUGCCUGAUUGUGAGAUACUCUUCGAUGGGAACAUAAGCGGGCACGAUACAGAGCUGUCUCAUGAAGAUCGGAGUAAAAACAGGUACUCCGUGGCCUAUGCAACGCAGAAGUCAUGGCUGCUGAACGCAACCGUAGAGGAAAACAUCACGUUUGGAAGUCCUUUUAAUAAACAGAGAUACAAAGCGGUGAUUGAUGCCUGCUCGCUUCAACCAGAUAUCGACCUCCUUCCUUUUGGAGACCAGACUGAAAUCGGAGAGCGGGGUAUUAAUCUCAGUGGUGGUCAGAGACAACGGAUCUGUGUGGCCAGAGCUCUGUACCAGAACACCAACAUAGUUUUCCUGGACGACCCGUUCUCUGCCCUGGACAUCCACCUCAGUGAUCAUCUGAUGCAGGAGGGGAUACUCAAGUUCCUUCAGGAUGACAAACGGACAUUGGUCUUGGUCACUCAUAAGCUGCAGUACCUCAUCCAUGCUGACUGGAUAAUAGCCAUGAAGGACGGUUCAGUGCUGAGAGAGGGGACAUUAAAGGAUAUCCAGACUCAUGAUGUGGAACUCUACGAGCACUGGAAGACCCUGAUGAACAGACAUGACCAAGAGCUUGAAAAGGACACCGAACUGGAGAGUCAGACAACUCUGGAGAGGAAGACCCUGAGGAGAGCGUUCUAUUCCAGAGAGGCGAAGAACCAGAUUGACGAUGAGGAUGAAGAGGAGGAGGUGGAGGAGGAUGAAGACGACAACAUGUCCACCACCACCAGCCGCCGUUCUAAGAUCCCAUGGAAGAUGUGCUGCCGUUACCUUUCCUCAGGUGGCUUCCUCAUGGUCUUCCUGAUGGUGUCAUCCAAGUUGGCCAAGCACUCAGUUAUGGUGGCCAUUGACUAUUGGCUAGCAGCUUGGACGUCCUCAAACCAAAUUCCUGCAGAUUAUUUUGUCAACGGAACCAAUUACACAAAGAACUAUGAUGCCACGCAGAUCGCAGAGCAUCGUUCCUACGUGCCAGUGUUUAUUAUCCUGUGCGGGGCUGCGAUAGCACUCUGCCUUAUCACUUCCUUAACUGUAGAGUUUCUUGGAGUAGCUGCAGCUACGAACCUCCAUCAUGACCUCCUCAACAAGAUCAUUCAUGCUCCCAUCAGAUUCUUUGAUGUCACCCCGCUUGGACAAAUCCUGAACCGUUUCUCAGCGGACACCAACAUCAUCGAUCAGCACAUUCCCCCGACACUAGAGUCUCUCACUCGCUCCACUCUACUCUGUCUCUCUGCAAUUGGGGUCAUUGCUUUCGUCACCCCUGCUUUCCUCAUCGCACUGGUGCCCCUCGCUGUAGCCUUCUACUUCAUCCAGAAGUACUUUCGGGUUGCUUCCAAAGAUCUGCAAGAUCUCGAUGACUCCACUCAACUGCCUCUUCUCUGUCAUUUCUCUGAGACUGCAGAAGGCCUCACCACCAUCCGAGCAUUCAGGCAUGAGGCUCGCUUUAAGCAGCGGAUGUUGGAGCUAACUGACACCAACAACACAGCCUACCUAUUUCUCUCUGCUGCCAACCGGUGGCUGGAGGUCAGAACUGAUUAUCUGGGUGCUGUGAUUGUCCUCACUGCAGCAGUGGCAGCUAUCUGGACCUCAUCUCAGUCUGGUCUGGUUGGACUGGGUCUAACCUAUGCCCUCACUGUGACAAACUACCUGAACUGGGUGGUGAGGAAUCUGGCAGACCUGGAGGUCCAGAUGGCUGCAGUAAAGAAGGUCAACAGCUUCCUGAGCACAGAAUCUGAGAACUAUGAGGGAUCCAUGGAUGUCUCACAGGUACCGGAAGACUGGCCACAGCAUGGCGAAAUAAAGAUCCAUGAUCUGUGUGUCCGUUACGACUGCUUGUUAAAACCUGUCCUCAAACACGUCAAUGCCCAUAUCAACCCUGGGCAGAAGGUGGGCAUCUGUGGUAGAACGGGCAGUGGAAAGUCUUCGCUGUCUCUGGCCUUCUUCAACAUGGUGGAUGUUUUCGAAGGAAAGAUUGUUAUUGAUGGCAUUGACAUCUGCAAGCUUCCACUACAAACCCUGAGAUCCCGUCUGUCAAUCAUCCUACAGGAUCCAGUGCUGUUUAGCGGCUCCAUCCGGUUAAAUCUUGACCCCGAGUGCACUUGCAGUGAUGACAGGCUUUGGGAAGCGCUUGAAAUCGCCCAGUUAAAGAACAUGGUGAAAGCACUCCCAGGAGGAUUGGAUGCUGUGGUAACAGAAGGAGGGGAGAACUUCAGCGUGGGACAGAGACAGCUUUUCUGUCUUGCCCGGGCCUUUGUUCGCAAAAGCAGCAUCCUAAUUAUGGACGAGGCGACAGCUUCUAUAGACAUGGCCACGGAAAAUAUUCUUCAGAAAGUGGUGAUGACUGCAUUUGCUGAUCGGACAGUUGUCACCAUAGCGCACCUGGUUUCCUCCAUCUUGGAGGCGGAGCAGGUGCUGGUGUUUUCCUCUGGGAUUCUGGUAGAGUGCGACAGCGCUCCUAACCUCUUGGCGCAGGAGGACAGCCUCUUCAGCAUCUUAGUCCGGACGCACAAGUAACCGUGAUUAGGCUCCGCCCCCUUGGCACCUACGCACUGGUUCAUUGCAUCGUGUCCACACUAUCCUGACGGCUGAUCUAGUUAUUGUGAUGAAAAGGGGAAGCAUCAUGGAGUACGGAAAACCAGAGAUUCUCAUG